This is a messenger RNA of Thecamonas trahens ATCC 50062, 1539 nucleotides long. RefSeq names its product ariadne-1. Gene Ontology annotation, cellular component: ubiquitin ligase complex; cytoplasm. Gene Ontology annotation, biological process: protein polyubiquitination; positive regulation of proteasomal ubiquitin-dependent protein catabolic process; ubiquitin-dependent protein catabolic process. Lineage: Eukaryota; Apusomonadida; Apusomonadidae. Gene Ontology annotation, molecular function: ubiquitin conjugating enzyme binding; zinc ion binding; ubiquitin protein ligase activity. The record is from RefSeq and is a predicted model, not a curated record. The coding region runs from base 1 to 1539 and encodes 512 amino acids. The transcript has 3 exons.
AUGGACGAGUCGUCGUCGGUGCAAUCGGGAUCGGGGUCGGGAUCGAGGUCAGGAUCGGCGGCGCUUGAGGGCGACCGGAGGACAGCAGUGGUGGUCGAGUGGCGGGCGCUGACAGCCGAGGAGCUGGACGAGGCACUGGCGGGCAAGGUGAGGAAGGUGACGCAGGUGUUUGCGCUGCCGCGACUGGUGGCGCUGCGGGUGCUGCAGCGAUACAGAUACGAGACAGAUCGGGUGGUCGAGGCGCUGGUGAGCAGGCCCGAGGCUGUGGCGGCGAGCGUUGGCCUGACCUCGUUGGACGAGCUUCAGGGUGCAGGGCCAGGUAGUGAGACCGGGCCAGCUGAUGGCGACGUUGUCUGCGGCGUUUGCUACUGCGAGGUAGCGAUGAACGAGAGUCACACGCUGCGAUGCGGGCACCGGUUCUGUUAUGCUUGCUGGAGGAUACACGUGGAGAUGGAGGUUCGCGAGGGCCGGGCGGCGGGGCUGGCGUGCAUGGGCUCGGAUGCGGUGUCGAACGCGCGGUGCAGUGUUGGCGUUGACGACUUUGUGGUGGAGAGGUUUGUGCUUGGCAAAGCACGCGUUGCGGGGCGGUACAAGCGGUUCUUGCGCGAGUCGUAUGUGUCGGGCAACCCGUACAUCAAGUGGUGCCCGUUUGAGGGAUGCGAGUGCGCGGUUGAAGUCGAUCUCCACGACGCAGCCGUGAGUGUCGAGUGCCACGCCGGACAUCUGUGGUGCUAUCGGUGUAGCCACGAGGCGCAUGUGCCGGCGUCGUGCGAGCAGGUCAAGACGUGGCUGACAGAAGUGCGUGAAGAGUCGGCCAACGACAACUGGAUCGUGGUCAACACCAAAGCGUGCCCCAAGUGCGGGGUGGCGACCGAGAAGAACGGUGGGUGCAACCGCAUCGGGUGCGCCAAGUGCUCGAUCCACUGGUGCUGGCUGUGUGGGAUCUCGUCUCCAACGCCAGAGUUGAUCUACUCGCACGGUUGUGGCAAGUUUGAGGAAGAACAAAGCGAGACGAUUCAAACGCGCAAGACGGCGGCGGCCGAGAUGGCGCGCUUCACUCACUACGCCGACCGGUACAACAAUCAUCAUGUCUCUCGCGAGUUUGCGCAGAAGCUUGCAGCGUCGCUCGGGAACAUGAUCACCAGCAGCAGCAGCAGCACGACUGGCGGCGGAAGUAGCGAGAUGCGGCGGACCAUGGCGGAGCAGCUGGCGGGAGCAGCAAAGGCCCAUCUCCGGGCGCGAACAGCGCUCAAGUGGUCGUACGUGUUUGGGUUCUACUGUCGACGCGGGACGCGGCAGCUGGAGCUAUUUGAGUUUACGCAAGAGGCGCUCGCCAAGGAGGUGGAGCAACUGGCGUCUGCUCUCGAAGACGACGAAGACAACGUCGAGCCCGCUGACGUCGUCCGGCUCGCGCAUCUAGUCGAGCAUCGGCUGGAUGGCAUGCAGAGAACGGUGGCCGAGGGCAUGCAGAUGGCUGCCGAGUCGGGCGGGGUACAAGAGAGUAGUGAGGCUGGCCCGAGGAAGCGCCGGCGGUUGUAG